Molecule: messenger RNA, 4614 nt
Organism: Ruditapes philippinarum (Manila clam)
Lineage: Eukaryota; Metazoa; Mollusca; Bivalvia; Venerida; Veneridae
Product: inactive rhomboid protein 1-like
Exons: 16
Coding region: 98-2410 (770 amino acids)
Biological process (GO): regulation of protein secretion; regulation of epidermal growth factor receptor signaling pathway
Cellular component (GO): endoplasmic reticulum membrane
Molecular function (GO): serine-type endopeptidase activity
Source: RefSeq, a predicted model, not a curated record
UUGCUAAUUAAGUGUCGUGACCUUUAUGUACGCAUGCGCCAAAUUUAGUUCCUGUGUUUCUAGCAACUCUAUUUUGGAGAGGAAUUAAAGAACCAGGAUGGACCGUCAAGUGAGUGCCCCUGCGGGUACUGGAAGGUAUGAGAAAAGGCCCCAGCAUCAGCGUUCACGAAUGAGCAAAAUUGGCAGGUCAGUGAAACAUAGUGUGGCUGACUUUUUUGGCCUCGGUGAUGAAGAUUGUCAACAGUCGUCAAAAUGGCAGAACCGGCAUAUGCGCUACUACCGUGGUAAGGUGAAAGAUGGAUACCUUCAGAAAACCACUGACUUUGAUGAGGUGGACUCAUCUGUUAGAUAUAUACAUGAUCCAUUGAAAGCACCUGGAGCCAGAUAUAGUGCAGGUGCCCAGUAUUCCAGACGCACAACUCCACUAUCUAGUACAAGCACAUACACACCCAGUACACGUGGGGGAUUUCCAGUUAGAAGAACACGCAAAGAUUCAGUGCUCAAAAUGACAUGGAAAGGAAUGCAGACAAUUGCAGGUUCAAGGAAGAAGUUACGAGGUAAACAAAGUGUAAGGAGCUAUGCCCCAGCAAGUCUGGCAGGAGAUAUGGGUGAUGCAAGGAGCGAUCUUGGUGACAGUUAUGCAUUUCAGAUACCGGAGCAUGAUCAGUUAAGUCUGGUAGAUGAUGUUUUUUAUGAUGAACCUACUGCUGGUAUCCCAGAGAAACAGUUGGCUAAAAUAAGAGAAGAGACCAGUGCUGAUUUUGCUGAAUCCGCACCAUUAAGCAGGGCAGUCCCAAUGGCAGGAUGGCGGGCUGGAGCACAACCUAAACCCGCCCCAGGAACACCAGAUCCUGGCCUGGAUAUGCCAGACUUCGGUAUGAGAAGAAUUAGACAGGAAAUUGUUAAUUCAGUAACAGAGAGGGACAAGAGACAUGUUGGUAUGGGAUUUGUUGGGCGAUUAUUCCAGAGAAAUUAUCGUCCUGACCGCAUGAACUCUUAUGUGAAGAAACAAAUUGAUGAGUUGGAUGAUCAUAGACCAUUUUUCACAUACUGGGUGACAUUUGUACAAAUAGUGGUAUUUAUAGUGUCAGUGGCAGUGUAUGGUAUUGCACCUAUAGGAUCAUCAGAAACUGUGUACUCUGAUGCAAUAUUAAAACCUAACCUGGCAUAUGAACUGACAAGAUAUGUUGAAGCAGACAAUUUAUGGAUUGGACCUCGGCAGGCUGAUUUGAUACAUCUGGGUGCAAAGUAUUCCCCAUGUAUGAGAAGAGAUCAGGGUAUAGAGAAAGGAUUAAACAAGGACCUGGAAGAGGAGCGGUACUCUGCAUGUUGUGUGAGGGACGAUGGGUCUGGUUGUGCUCAAAUGACUAAAGACAGAUGUGCUAAAACAUUAAACACGUGGUAUAAAUGGAACUCUACAAGUAAAGGUCAUGGUGAGUGGACAUCAGGCUCUGUAUGUGGUCAGGAUCCAAAAUACUGUAGAGACCCAGCGUCUGUUAAACCAUUUAAAUGGGAUGAUGACAUCACAAAGUGGCCGUUGUGUACAGAGACAAAAUCACCAGAGGAAGGGGAUCGUUCAGAUCGUCACAUGUCAUGUAAAAUCUCAGGACGUCCAUGUUGUCAUGGGAUACAGGGAGAAUGUAUGAUAACUACACGGGAACAUUGUGAAUUUGUCAGAGGUUAUUUCCAUGAAGAUGCCUACCUAUGUUCUCAGGUGGCAUGUAUGAAACAGAUCUGUGGUAUGAUUCCAUUUGCUCAAGACAGAUAUCCUGAUCAGUUCUAUAGAUUGUGGACAUCUCUCUUCUUACAUGGAGGGUUAUUCCAUCUUAUCAUCACAUUGGGAUUUCAAAUAUUGAUAAUGCGUGACACAGAGAAGCUGACUGGUAGUAUAAGAAUGGCGAUUAUAUAUGUGGGUGCUGGUAUAGCUGGUAACCUAGCAAGCUGUAUCUUUGUUCCCUAUCAUGUUGAGGUUGGACCAGCUGGAUCACAGUUUGGUAUUUUAGCCUGCCUGUUGGUAGAAGUUCUCCAGUCGUGGCAGAUGCUCGAACGACCCGGUAUAUCUUUACUCAAGGUCACGGUGCCGAUUGUCCUUCUCUUCAUGCUUGGUUUACUCCCGUGGAUCGACAACUGGGCUCAUCUGAGUGGAUUCUUGUUUGGUUUCCUCCUUGCAUUUGCUUUGCUUCCAUACGUGUCUUUCGGAACAUAUGACAGAAGACGCAAACUGAUAGGAAUAAUUUUGUCCCUCGGCGGCGCAAUUUUCAUUUUUGUUCUUCUUGUGAUAUUAUUUUACGUACUUCCUCUUUACAACUGCCCUGGCUGUCAGUAUUUUAACUGUAUACCCUUCACUCCAGACUUUUGUAAAAACAUGGAGAUUGAUAUUGAUCGAAAUGCCACAUACAAUAAUGUGUAGAUAAUUUAACAGCUCUUUAAAAAACCCACCUUUAUAUAUAUACAUAUAUUUUAGGAGCUUUUUUUUAUAGAGACAUUUAUUUAUAUAUUUUUAUUUCCUUUAUGUAAAUGUUAGUGCUUUGAAAGUAUUGUUUGCGAUAUUAAAUGAUAAUUUUUUGUGCUUUCAUUUGUUUACCUGGACAUAAAAAAAUCCAAUAAUUUAAGACAAUUAUGAGAGUUUCUUUUAAAACAUAGGAAAUGAAUAAAUAUUUCACAAACAAAUGACAAAGUUUAUUGAAUUAAGCACUUCAUGUUUUACUUAAGGAAACAUUUAAAGGUAAAGAUUAUAAAAUCUUUGGUUGUGACAGAUAUUACAUCCUAAUUAAAAUGCUCAUGGGAGUUUUUACUUUUUAUUAGAAAUAUAUAUUUGUAAGAAAUAUAAUCAGAGAUAAAAUUAUAUGAUGUUAUUCAAAAAGUGAGUGAUGUUAAGUUUUUGAUUGCACAAUGACUAGCUAAAUUAUAUUUUUACAUUGUAGAACCGGUACACAAUAGAAAUUAUCUACUUGAUUAAAAUUUUAGUAAAAUUUUAUAUAUUACCCUAUUGUUUAUAUAAUAUUUAUUGGUCACCAUAUUUUCAUGAACUUAUAAACUAGUCAUAUACUAGAAUUUGAUGACAACAAUUAAAGUUUAUCCUGUUGGUAAAGUAAAUGACAUCAGGUUUCAGAAUUAUUUGAAACCUUUCAUAAUCUUAGAAGUUAUAAGUAUUCAGGCAAUACAGAAAGUUUACAGUGAGCAGUUUUUGUUUGUAAUCAAUUUUGACUGUUAUUAAUGAAAUAUCUUAUGAUUUAUAAAGUUAUAAUUAAAACUUUGACAGGAAUAAUGGGAGUUUUUACUUUUUAUAAAUAAAAAAAUAAAGAAAAGAUAGUACAGGAAUAAUGUAAAAUAUUGAAAUUUAAUUGCUGAGCAGAGAUAGAGGUAAAAACAUUGCGAUGAGAUUUGUGUAUUUUAAAUCAGAAUUUAAAAUAUUCUAUCAGAUAUUUAAGGCAUAUUGUUGUUUAUCAGCUAUAUAUGUAUAUAUAUAUUUGAACAAUAAUAUAAAAUCUGACAUGACUUCACUUGAUAUACAGGGUUAAAUUUAUCUGCUAGGGAUUUAUUGUAUAUACAUCUACUGUUAAAUAUUCUUACAUGAGAUAAAGGUGGUUAUUAAAUUUUGUAAAAUUAACCUUUCUGAGUAGAUUCAAUUUUUUCAUUAUUUUAUUUAUUUCAGUCAUCAUUUUUUUUUAACGUUAAAUGAAUCAAACUUCAACAGUACAAUCAUAGCUUGUUAUUUCUUAGUUAUUUGCUAAUUGUCUUGACUUUUAACAUGCAGGAAUUGAAAGUAAUUAGCAUUUUUUACCAUUAUAGAGCCAGGCCGGCAUACACAUCUAUUCAGUCUGACCAAGUUCUGUACUCAAUGAUUAUGUACCCACUUUAGGGAAGGGGACUGAUAUAGAUUUGCUGUUGUCAGUCUAUGCAGUUGUCACACUGUCCUAGAUUGACAAAACAGUUGAAUGUCGGGCAUCCAUGUCCUAUGGACAUUUUUAGUUGCAUUUCAAUAUGAUGAAAAAUGGAUUAGACCGUAUCAAAUUCAAGCUCGUCUAAAAAGAAUUAAACAUAUUUAGCAGGCUAGGGGUUAAUAUGUAAAGUAUUUUCAUGUGAUUAUGUUGUUUGAUUGAUAUUUUCAUUUUGAUCCAUAAAGAACUGUAAAAAGUGUGUGUUGGGUAACUUAGAUUAGAUUAGAUUUUUAUAACUUUCAUACAUUUUGUCAUAUUAGAUAUCUUUAGGGUCUAUUCAAACUACGCAGUUUAAAAUCAUUUAUUUUGUAUUAAAAUAUAACAAAUCUACCAGGUAAUAUUGUUAAACGCAUAACCAUUUAAGUAUGGAAGAAAAGUCAGAUUUUCUUUUUCUGAAAAUUAUGCUCUUUCCUUAAAUUACAAAUUUUUCAUCGUUUCUUGUCCAAAUUUAUUUGUCCGAGAUAAUUUAUGCAAACUUAUUUAUUUUUUGUCAUAAUUAUAUGCAAAUUUUAAAGCUCAGAUUGUAAUUUGGUUUGAAUUUUUUUACCAUAUUUCAUGUAUUUCAUUCCUUAUUAAGUUGCAAUAAGUGUAUAAGAAUACUCUUUCUCUUUGUAACAUUGUGCUUUAGUAGAACUGAUGUUAGAAGUGUCUGUGGACUUACAUAACAAAAUGU